CGUCACCCCCCUCCCCUCCACCUAUGAAUACACCCCGCACCACCACCGAUUCUCGCUCUCUUAUUCGCCACCACUCAAAAAAGGGUCUCCCCGAUUCCGACUUUCGCUCUCCUCCGCACGCCGCCGCCGAGCGCGCCACCUCAAGAUCUCGGAUCUGUGAAGGCUCCGAUUGAGAGGAGAGAAAGGAUUGAAGGAGGCGAAGAAAGGAAAAUGAUGAUGGUGAGGGCUUCGAGAGGAGUGGAAUCGAACGGCGUCGUUUGCCCCAAGCCCCGCAGAGUCGGCGGCUUCUUCAAGUCUCCCUCCGCCUUUGAUUCCAUCAGACCUCCCUGCUUGCUCCAGUUCGGUCAACAGAUGGAGGCCUGCGAUUCCGAACCUGGAACUGAACUUCUCGACAUCAUCCUUGCCAAGGGAAGGUAUGGCAAUGGUGGUGGGAGGCCCAGUUUCCAGAUGGAACCAUCGCCUCCGUUUUUCUCUGGAUCGCCGCCGGGCAGAGCUUCUAACCCACUGAUCCAAGAUGCCAAUUUUGGGCACGAGUUUUUUGACCCCUUAUCCCCAGCAGUAGAAUCAAUGGCACUUCCGCCGCCAUCUCCAACCCCGCCCCCACCCUCCUCUGCCCGCAAGAACGGCGGGGGAGGGUGCGGGAUGAAAUUUGGGAACAAGCCGGCUCCGGCGAGGAGGAUUGAGGGCUUCAACUGUGGCAGAAACUGCAGCAUCUCCGCCGUAGCCUAAAGUUUGGAAGGAGCUAGAGAUUUUUCAGGAGGGUGAGAAACCAAACACAACCUUAUAAACUAAACCACUUCGUUGUAGCUGUGCAUAUAUAUAUAGAGAGAGCUGAGUCUUUUGAAGAAAAAAAAAGGGCUUCUUAACAAAAUCAUUAUGAGUUUUCCUUGAUGAGGGAGAGGUCUUUGAUGUGUAUAUGUAAUGAGGUAAUCAGUUCAUCAAUGGAUACAAUAAUAAUAAUAUCUACCAAGGAGAAAAGAGGAAGAAAGGGUGGGGAAAUAUGCAUAUAGAUAUAUAUACUCCCCUUUGAUUUCUCUUCAUCUUUUUGGGCAUUUGUAAGUUAGGGUUUUUAUUAUUUUUUUGAUUAGAGGGUUUUGAGCAUCUUUGUUGCAUUGUUAAUCUUCAUGGCCUUCAAUGUAAUUGUAAUGUGAAGGGAGAGGAGACAAUGGUCUUUUUUAUUCAAGUUUUCCUGGUCUGGUUAUAAUUGUACUCACUGUUUUUCUUCUUCUUUUUUGCAAGUUUGUUUAUAAUGAAUGAACCACGUGGUU
Cuscuta campestris is the source of this 1268-nucleotide messenger RNA. The record is from the annotation of a GenBank genome assembly. Lineage: Eukaryota; Viridiplantae; Streptophyta; Magnoliopsida; Solanales; Convolvulaceae.